Eucalyptus grandis is the source of this 906-nucleotide messenger RNA. RefSeq names its product small nuclear ribonucleoprotein SmD1a-like. Gene Ontology annotation, biological process: RNA processing; spliceosomal snRNP assembly. The record is from RefSeq and is a predicted model, not a curated record. Gene Ontology annotation, molecular function: RNA binding. Lineage: Eukaryota; Viridiplantae; Streptophyta; Magnoliopsida; Myrtales; Myrtaceae. Gene Ontology annotation, cellular component: U2 snRNP; precatalytic spliceosome; U5 snRNP.
GGGAAGCAGCGAGCCCUAGAGCGGUCGGAUCGAACCGUGUAAGAAGACGACAUCAUCAGCCUUCCUUGCCCGCUCAAACAGAGUCCGCUUUCUCUCUCUGCUUCGCCUCGUCUUCGCUCUUGGCCAGUGAGCCCUAGCGUCCGUCUUCUUCGUAGCGAUGAAGCUCGUCAGGUUUUUGAUGAAGCUGAACAACGAGACCGUCUCCAUCGAGCUCAAGAACGGGACUGUGGUUCACGGCACCAUCACAGGUGUUGAUAUUAGUAUGAACACACAUCUCAAGACUGUGAAACUCACAUUGAAGGGAAAAAACCCAGUGACUCUGGAUCACCUGAGUGUGAGGGGGAAUAAUAUUCGUUACUACAUUCUUCCAGACAGUAUAAAUCUUGAGACUUUAUUGGUGGAAGAGACGCCUCGGGUCAAACCGAAGAAACCAACUGCUGGGAGGGCUAUGGGACGAGGACGGGGCCGUGGACGUGGUCGUGGACGUGGACGUGGGCGUUAAGUUUGCUGUCCACAGUUUCAUAAUUUUUGUAUCUCUGAGGUUGUGUAGAAACUGAGGGUGUUGCAGGAGAGAGGUGUUGGUUCUCUGGACUUGGAAAAGCUUAUGACACUGUACUCUAGUCAGAGUUUUAUGGUAGAAUUCUUAAAACUGCAUCUGAAGUUACUUGCAAUUUUCAGUCUGGUAUUGUGGAUCAAAUUGACGAACGUUUAAUUCUUCACUAGCGGACUAGCAUUUGUCAUGGUAUUCUAGCGAGGCCUAUUGGGGGCAUUCAUUUCCAGAAUGAUGGCCUCUGGUGAAGAAGUUUGCCAUGAAUGUGAAAGAUUGGCUGUUAUUCUGGGGGAUAGCUACAAAUGCCUGCCGCUUGCUCAUAUCAUAUGCUAUCGGAAACAGCUGUUUUAUGCGCC